This is a messenger RNA of Diorhabda carinulata, 1000 nucleotides long. RefSeq lists its product as uncharacterized. The transcript has a single exon. The coding region runs from base 37 to 930 and encodes 297 amino acids. NCBI's taxonomy places the organism in Eukaryota, Metazoa, Arthropoda, Insecta, Coleoptera, Chrysomelidae. The record is from RefSeq and is a predicted model, not a curated record.
CAUCAUAACACGAUCAGUUUGUUCAUCUCAAACAACAUGGCAUAUUUUAAGUUGGCCGCUUUGUUUUUGUGUAUCGUCGCGUUUACUAGUGCGUUACCCACACACGAUGAAGCGCGCGGUAAUUCAGUUCAAACCGAACACGACCUUUUGGACGCCGUUUAUAACGACUGCCUCAAAAAAGAUUCAAUUUCCUGUUUCAAAUAUAAAGUUUUCAAUUUUGUGGACAAGAUGCUCGGAAACAGGGACACAAUUACAGUGAUGGAUGGUGUUCAGUUCGUCAAAACUCCCGGUGGUGAACAAGAUGGUGCUCCUCGUGCUAUCAGCAGUGACGACACUAUAGAAUCUGUCUUAUUCAACAGGGUAACUUCAUUUUUGGGUUCCCACACAUUGAAAAUUGACUUGAAAGGUAGUGAAGUUGUCAAUGCAGUGCAAUCAACAGCCCGUUCUCUCAACGAAUAUGCCGAAUCUUUGGAGGAAGAAGAGAAUUUAAUUGAGGGUGCUAGUGAAUCAAGAAAAAAGAAAGGUGGUGGUAAGAAAGGAAAAGGACAAAUAGGAGCCUUAAUUGGAUUAGUUGCCCUUAAAGCCGCUAUCCUUGGAAAGCUUGCUCUUGCUGCUAUUGCUUUAAUCGCUGGUAAAGCUCUUAUUAUCGGAAAAAUUGCGUUGGUUCUCUCAGCUAUUAUUGGUCUGAAGAAACUCCUAGCAAACAGUGGUGGUAAUGGCAAACAUGUUACUUAUGAAGUUGUACCACAUGCAUCCCAUUCAUCAUCCCACAUUGCCACUCAUGAAACUGCCUAUGCUGGUUCUGGUCAUGGAGGCGGUUAUGGAGGAGAUGUCGGUGGUGGAUACAGCGGAGGCUCCGGAGGAUGGGGUAGAUCUCUAGAUGCACAAUCUUUGGCUUACAGGGGACAUCCACAAGUUCAAAAAGCGUAGGAACCUUAAAAUGGUUCUAGUACCUGCCAAAACUCAGCGAACUUAGACUUAGUCAUUUAAAACGAUACAA